This is a messenger RNA of Cryptococcus amylolentus CBS 6039, 1141 nucleotides long. RefSeq lists its product as hypothetical. NCBI's taxonomy places the organism in Eukaryota, Fungi, Basidiomycota, Tremellomycetes, Tremellales, Cryptococcaceae. The coding region runs from base 241 to 954 and encodes 237 amino acids. The record is from RefSeq and is a predicted model, not a curated record. Gene Ontology annotation, biological process: translation. Gene Ontology annotation, molecular function: structural constituent of ribosome; RNA binding. The transcript is spliced from 2 exons. Gene Ontology annotation, cellular component: ribosome; cytosolic large ribosomal subunit.
GUAGGUUCACCACAAAACUAACAAAGUGAGUACACAGACACUCAGCACAGCACAGCAACCAGCAACGGGGGAGCAUUGGGCAGCAGGGACGGACGGGCGUCAAUGAGAGAGAGCGCUCAGAGGAAUAUGGAGGAUACUAUGGAAGACGACGUUGGAGGAAUAUCUGCGUGAUGGCGAAGAAGAGGGGGAGAUGUUGCUGGACUUGCUGUGCUUGAUGCUCGGAGAAAGCCCGUGCCAAGAAUGCUUGCUGACGGAUUGCUUCUCGCAAUCUUUCGCCCUUGUCAAAACUUUCGACUAUUCCCUUUCACAACUUUCCACAACCUCCAGAUGGGUAUCGACAUCCGCCGCCACCACGUCAAGAAGGGAAACAGGGCCGCUCCCAAGUCUGAGGAUGCCUACCUUCUCUUGCUCGUCAAGCUCUACAGGUUCCUCGCCCGAAGGACCGACUCCAAGUUCAACCGAGUCAUCCUCAGGAGGUUGUUUAUGAGCAAGAUCAACCGACCCCCCAUCUCCAUCUCCCGAAUCGUCAAGGAGACCAAGGGUUCCAACCCCGACAACUCCAAGACCGUUGUCGUUGUCGGCACCAUCCUCGACGACGAGCGUCUCCCCGAGGUCCCCAAGCUCACCGUCGCUGCCCUCCGAUUCUCCACCGGUGCCCGUGAGCGUAUCACCGCCGCCGGCGGUGAGGCCAUCACCCUCGACCAGCUCGCUCUCCGAGCCCCCACUGGUUCCAACACUGUCCUCCUCAGGGGUAAGAGGAACGUCCGUGAGGCCGUCAAGCACUUCGGUGGACCCCUCAAGGGCGGUAAGCCUUACAUUGAGAGCAAGGGUAGGAAGUUCGAGAAGGCUCGUGGUAGGAGAAAGGUGUGUUUGUUUACUGGAGUGCAUGGAGUAUGGCUGACAAGCUUGCGAUUACAGUCCAGGGGUUUCAAGAUCAAGUCUACCCACAAGUAAACUGCUCACAGGAGUUAGUGAAGCUUUUUGGAGGCGGGUCUCAUACGUGGUGGUGGGACUUUGUGGUGUCGUUGGGAUGUUACGAUUUCCUCAUGCACCAUUUUCCGAAUACUGGAGACCCAAGAGCGCAUCCAUACUGGAGACCGUGCAGGAGAGGACGGACAUGCUGAUGAUGUAGGAUACCAAU